Molecule: messenger RNA, 3091 nt
Organism: Ornithorhynchus anatinus (platypus)
Lineage: Eukaryota; Metazoa; Chordata; Mammalia; Monotremata; Ornithorhynchidae
Gene: DCP1B
Product: decapping mRNA 1B
Exons: 7
Coding region: 1127-2935 (602 amino acids)
Biological process (GO): positive regulation of catalytic activity; deadenylation-independent decapping of nuclear-transcribed mRNA; deadenylation-dependent decapping of nuclear-transcribed mRNA
Cellular component (GO): P-body
Molecular function (GO): enzyme activator activity; mRNA binding
Source: RefSeq, a predicted model, not a curated record
ACUCCUGUUUCAGCCCCCUCUGUCCCCGCAGGACCUAGCGGAGAGAGUUGGGAGAACCGACUUCUAGUCCCAGCUAAGCCCCUAUGUGACUUCGGGCAAGCCACGUCACCCCUCUGGGCCUCAGUUUCCUCCUCUAUGGGAUGAAGAGGAGAGGACCGACCUCUUCGUACAGCCGAGGGCUUUGGAAAAACACGAGCGCUUGGUAAAAAACCAGGAAGUCGAGGGUCACUUUUAGUGUCAUGAGAAACUGCAUUCUCAAUGCCCGUUCACUCCCUCUGCCCUUCGAUCUUCAUCUUCCACCUCCCUGUUACCCAGGAUUUAAAGAUGGGUUUUGAAUCAGUCCAACGUAGGCCCGAAGGCCCUGGACAACAGCCAUCCAGAAACUAAUCUUCCCCUGUCCUUUACUCCCCGUCUCCCCAACCGCUUCCGGGAGGUUUGUUGGGGUUUUUUCCAACAGACACUGUUCUCACACCUGCAUUCCCCUGGUGGUCCAGACAGCGUCAAAUCUGUCAUCUGCAUUGCAUCUGCAGAAGGUCUUUGGCACCGUUGGCAUCCCGGAACGGUAGCGUCAAACUUAGAGCGGGGGGGAGAAAAAAAAAAAUCCCGCUCCAAAGAGGAGUGUAUUUUAAGAAUGAGACAGGGGUCCACUCCCACCCCGUCUUCCUCUGGGUUUCAAGAACCCUUCCUUGAUCCCAGUGCCCAGGUCAGGGCUGCCUCUUCCUUUUAUAGCUCCUCUCUCUCCCCUGAGAGUCCCACACCACUCCUUCUCCAGGGAAAGAGAACUUUCCCUCUAGCCAGAAGGCCGGCCCUCCCCUCCCCCCCGCCACGGCCUCAGAACGGAGGUUAAAUCCCCCGCAGUCUGGGAAUCGACCCGGAUCUCUGGCCGGGGCAGAGUUGUUCUCCUCGGAGGUCGGGGGUGGGCAAAGAUGGACACCCCCGCCCGCUCCCAAGCCCACUCUGCCCCGAGCCGGGGAUUUGCCAGCGGCGGUCCCCACCGCCGUGAUGGAUGCCGAGUCCCGAGUUACCGCUUUUGUGACCUUGAGAUGAAAGGGGACUACCCGAGUGGAGGCUCAUGGGAGGAUGGGCGCAUGAGCCCAAGUAGGGUUUAUGAGUUCGCCGGGGAGGAAUGCGUGUCUGGAUUUCCAACCCCGGGGGCGGGCGUGAGGGGAUCUGGACCGGGAAGAGACGCCCCCCACGCAUGCGUCGGUUGAAAAUUCCCAGUGAGAAAACGGUUGGACAAAGGCAGAACGUCUCCCAUGUAGCGCCACCUUCCGGCAAGCCCCCAAUCCAGAGGGCGGGGGGCGCCUUGGCCGGUGCCGGGGGCCGGCUUCCCAGUGGGCUGGGGUGGCCCCCGGCGGGGAUAUUCCCUCUUCCAUGGCUCCCGACGGGGAACGCACCCCCUCCUCCAUCACCCCUUCAGGCAGUGUCCAUUUAUGGAAUUUGGUUUUACGACAAGGAAGAGUGCCAAAGAAUCGCCGAGCUCAUGAAAAACCUAACGCAGUACGAGCAGCUGAGAGCCCGGCAGGGGCCCGGCGCCGGCAUCUCUCCCAUGAGCCUCAGCGCCAGGGACGGCAAAGAGGUGGACAUCUUGCAGAUGCUCACCAAGGCCAAAGACGAGUACACCAAGUGUAAACGGUGCUCGGAGCCCAAGCAGAUUGCCAACUCCUCCGCCAUCUACGACAACCCCAACCUGAUCAAGCCUAUCCCCGUCAAGCCCAGCGAAAACCACCAGCAGCAGCAGCAGCAGCUCACUACUAAGCAAGGCCAGGUCCCGGAUCCGGAGCCUCAGCACCUGUCCCUGACGGCCCUCUUCGGGAAGCAGGAGCGGGCGGUCUUCCGCGACAGCUCGGAACCCCCCCAGGACGGUCAUCCCCCGCCCCCGGAGCGGCUCCCCGGCAGGCAGGGGGUCGUGCGCUCGCUGUCCUACGAGGAGCCCGCCGGGCCCUCGCCCCCCACCGAGAAGCAGCUGUGCCCGGCCAUUCAGAAGCUCAUGGUGCGCAGCGCGGACCUGCUCCCCGUGCCCGAGCUGCCCGAGAGCCGGCUGGGCCCGGGGGUUGGCGGGGGCCGGGCCGGCGGACUCUUCCCCGGCCUGUUCCAGCCGGUGGCGCCCCAGAGCGCGGGGCCGCCCCCCGCCGCGACCGCCCCCGGCCCGCAGAGCCUGCUAGACCAGCUCCAGGCGCCCCAGCUAGUGACCGGAAGCAAGCCGGAGCCCGCCCCGGCCCCCUUGUUCGGCCGGACCGCGCCCCCCGCCCCGCUCAAGGGCCUGGCCCAGGCUCCCCUGCUCUACUUUAACGGCUCCCUGCCGACCCAGGCCCUGGGAAAGGACCGGACCAAACUCCCCGGGGCACCGCCCCCGCCUCCCCCCGUCGUCACCGCCACCCCCCUGUCGGGCAGCCAGGGGGACCCCGGCGGGGCGGCCUACCCGCAGGAGCUGCUGAAGAAGCUGCAGAUGGUCCAACAAGACCAGCAGCUGCCCGGGGCCGCCGCCCGGCCGGCCCUGGCCGCCAAGUUCCCGCUCGUGACGCAGAGCACCCGGCCACUCGAGCCCCUCGACUCCUGGACGGACAAGAGCUCCAGGCCAGACAGGCAGGCGCCGCUCUUCCAGGUGAUCUCCCCUCAGCGCAUCCCCGCCACCGUGGCACCCGCCCUACUGAUGUCACCCAUGGUGUUCAGCCAGCCCUCCCCCGCCCCCGUCAAGGCCACCGAGAGCGUCCGGCUCCCCCUGCCCACCCAGGAGCCCCAGGCCGGGACCACGGGCCUCUUGCUGCCGCUGACCCGCCCGGACCCUGUCGCCCUGAGUGGGAGCUCCUUGACCAAGCUGCAGCUCCAGGAGACCCUGCUCAACCUCCUCCAGAACGACGACAACUUCCUGACCAUCAUCUACGAAGCCUAUCUCUUUGGGGCGACCCGGCCAGCCAGGAAAAAGACUCUCUAAAGAGCCGAAAUUUUAAACGGGAAACCUUCAAGCGACUUAGCGGUCCAGCACCAGCUCAGUGUCGAAACUUUUCCGCCUCUGUUUUUUUUUGUUGUUGUUUGUUUUUUUACUGAAAGGAUGUGUGAUUCAAUAAAACGCCCCCCACCUUUUUACCCA